This is a messenger RNA of Camellia sinensis, 1680 nucleotides long. Lineage: Eukaryota; Viridiplantae; Streptophyta; Magnoliopsida; Ericales; Theaceae. The record is from RefSeq and is a predicted model, not a curated record.
AGGAAAACUAAUUAAACAAAUACACGAAAAGAAAAAAAACACGAGCUUUUCUCUGCUGUGCAUGUAUAACACACAUCCAUCGAACAACCCCACAUCGUACCAUUCGAAUCUAUUCCGCUGGCGGUCAAGCGCUGCUCUGAAGAAGGGAUUGAGAGCUUCUUCGUUCUUCGUUCGAUUGUUACAAUCAAAGGCUCCCAAUACUCAGAUUAUAUGUAUCAAAUUAUUGUAUUAAUGAUGAUCAAGUAGGCUCAAUGAGGGUUUGUGAUUACGCUCGAUUAAGUCGGUUUCAGAGGAAUUGGUAUCUGGGUUUUUGUGGGUUUUUGAAGUGUUUUGUUGGGUCGAGAAGUUAUUUGCGAUAGGAGUGUGAUAUGUUAGGGUAGGUGUUUUUUUGGGGUAGGGUUAGGGUUAGGGUUUGUUGGUGUUCUGGAGGGUUGAUAUGGAAGAUACAGAGCUUGAAGAGGGCGAAGCUUGCUACUACAAGGACGAUACAAGUGUUGACCCUGACAUAGCUCUCUCUUACCUUUUUGAACAAAUUGCAUGCUGCAAGGGCCUCAUCAGGGGAUAUUUCAGCCAAACAAAAUUCGUGCUUGUCUUCUGCUGUAGUUAUUGAAAAGUUCCCUAUGAAACAUGAACCUGUUUUGAUUAAGCCGGUUAAUCCAACUGACCAGAGAACACUGAAGGUUCGAAUCAGAGUGGUUCUGGUAACAGAGCAAGGAAAAAUGCUGCAAUCUAUAGUGGCCUUGGGCUUAUUUCUCCAUCAUCGUCAAUGGGGAACAGUCCUGAUGAGAGCGGUGGGAUGUCAUCUGAAUGCCAAGAGAACGUGCAUGAAUCUCUUUACAGAAUACUUCAGAGUAUGACAUCUUUUCCAGUCCCUGGUGGCUUGCUUUUGUCAUCUCUCCAUGAGAGUUUACUUUGCUUGGCAAGAAAGGAAAAACUUUCACAAAACAGUAAGCCUGUUGCUGCCAUCAAGAGCAAGAGCAUGCUGUUGCUUUAGCAGAUGAUUCCGCUUCCUUGAUGGGGGUUAGUAAAGUGUCAAAAGACAAGAAAGCAAAGAUAGUGGAGAAGAGUGACAAUUUGAUAGUGUUGAAGCCAGAACUUGGUAUGCAUUUUGAUGAUAAAAGAACUACUAUUGUGAAGUGCGAAGUUGAUAUUGAAGUGCGAAAUAUGGGAAAUGAGUCCCUGGGCCAGAAAGGGUGUUUCUCUAAUGACACAAAACCCAAGCGUAUUUCAAAUUCAGUAUGCAAUGUUGUGGACAGUGUGAAACGUGCUGCCAUGGCACCUGGGAUUCCUAGGGAAGCGGGGAGAAACAUAUCAUUGAAGAAGAGGGAAGUGACUAAGGAUGGGAUGGAAGACAGAUUAUCAACUGGGCUAGUUAAGGAGUCUGAGUCAUUAUCUGAUCAAAAGGAUGGUGAGUAUGAAAAGGCAGAACCGAGGACUAGGAGUAGUUCAAUGGAGAAGAUUUGUGAAAGCAGAAUAAAAAAUUAUCAUAGGAACGUUUCAACUGAUCUUAGAGAAGAUGUCCAGAGCAAAGGAAGCAAAAGUUUCUGACCCAUUGAAAGCUGACACUGAUGUUUCUAAGUGCAGGAGAGAUCAUAAUGUUGGGGCAAUGGAUCAUUCCCGUUACAAGGUUGGUCAGACAACUACAUAUCAUGAACAGGUUGAAGCUAAAAUGCCUCGUGG